Molecule: messenger RNA, 1308 nt
Organism: Symbiodinium natans
Lineage: Eukaryota; Dinophyceae; Suessiales; Symbiodiniaceae
Source: the annotation of a GenBank genome assembly
AUGCUCAUCCUCAGCUAUGUUCUCCUGGUGCCAGGCCUCACGCAGGUUCUCUUCAGCUUCAACAUUGUGGUGAACGUCCUCGGCCAUCGUAUCAACGUGCAGCCGGAGAAGGGCCACGUCGCCUGCACGGAAACUGUCACAGGGCUGGUGGACCUGCUGGAAAAGACAGGGUCGAGGACUGGCGCCGUCCUCAUCAUCCUCUAUGCAGUGGUGGUGCCUGUUGUCAAACUGCUUCUGCUUGCGGUCGGCGAGAUCUUCAGGUUCUCUUCUUCCGAGUGUCUGGUCAUCAUCGCCCGAGUUUGCAUCAACAUCGUGCAAUGCAUCUCGAAGUGGGCUUGUCCAGACAUGUUUGCAUAUAUCCUGCUGGUUCAUCUGGUGCGGCUGCUUAACAGCGACCCACUGGUUCUGACAGCCGCGAAGCUAGAUGUGGGCUUCUCCUGUUUCAGCGUCUUCUGCGUUUGCUCGACGAUUUCGUCUUUGGGCAUCAGCUUGCCGCAUCUGCCGGGGCGGACGCCAGCUGCCGGGAGCCCCCUGCUCGGAGCCAAAGUGGUGAAACUCCUUGCAGCAGGAAUUGCAGCGAUUUUCGCCAUAUUUUUCAUCGCGGGACUGUCGAUCCCCUGCAUGUCUCUCAGGAUCGAUGAGAGGCAGCUCUACCCCCCGAAUGGCUCGGUGCCCUACUCCGCCAAGCCACUGGUGGAGUCCCUGGCCAUCCCGGAUCUUUUGAAGUCCGACAUCAGCAUCCUCUCCUGCACCCAGUGGCUGGUUCAGGAGAUUGGACAUGGAGAGGCAAACAGCUUGUUCGCCCUGGUGAUGUUCGGACUCUGCGUGAUAGCCUUGCCACUGGCAGACGUCCUCUGCCUCCUGCUUGCAGCCUUUCGCCUGGAUCCACAAACCACGGCCGCCGAAGCCCCAUCGUCCCAGCCAUGUUGGUUCUACUCUUGGGCAAAAGUGCUCCGGAAGCUGGCAAUGCUGGAUGUGUCCAUCAUGGGGGUCUAUGUCAUCACCUUCUGCAUGGGCAUCUACAAGAAGCAGGGCAUCGUCCUGUCCACGCAUACCGGCGUCUUGAUGCUCAUCGUGGCAGAAGUGGCUCACACCCUGCUGUACUGGCUUGUGUCUGGUGCCGCCGAGCACGCAGAAGCCCUGGCGGAAGAGGAGCUGAUCGCGUACCGCGCUGCAGCUCAAGAAGCCGGUGGUCUCGAUGCGGAUGGGCCGCAGGGACUGAGUUGCUGUGGCAUCUCGAAGUUCCUCCAGCUUCCGGUGGGACUGGGUCCGGCGAAGGGUCGCUCAGAGAUAAUUCCGUUAAUGUGA